Molecule: messenger RNA, 1176 nt
Organism: Aegilops tauschii subsp. strangulata
Lineage: Eukaryota; Viridiplantae; Streptophyta; Magnoliopsida; Poales; Poaceae
Product: putative cyclin-dependent kinase F-2
Biological process (GO): regulation of mitotic cell cycle; protein phosphorylation
Cellular component (GO): nucleus
Molecular function (GO): protein serine/threonine kinase activity; ATP binding
Source: RefSeq, a predicted model, not a curated record
AUGGCUGUCGCCGACGAGCGGCGCGCAACCGCGGGAAAGAAACCCACCAUCGCGUCCCGGGUCGCCUCCAUCUGCGCCAUGAUCGACGAGCACGUCGCCACCGAGACGCCCAUGAGCGCCAGCCGAGUUGCCGCCGUUUACUCCAUGAUCGCCGACGUCGCCAACGCUGCCGCGGAGGCGAGGAAGAUCGGCAGCAGGAGGAGGAAGCCCUGCCAGGGCAUCACCCGCCGCUACGAGUACGAGGAGUUGCGCAGUCUCGGAGAUGGCUCGACCGCCGACGUCACCAAGGCGCGCCACCACGCGACCGGCCACACCGUCGCCCUGAAGACUAUCCGCGAAGACUGCUGCAGCGGCGCCGGCUAUAUCCUGCGGGAGGCCUGUUUCAUGGCCGCGUGUCACGGCCACCCCGCCCUCCUUCGUCUCCAUGGACUCGCGCGCGAUCCGGACACCGGGGUCUACUCCCUCGUCAUGGAGUGCCUCGGGCCGUCCCUGCACCACGUCCUCCGCGAUCGCAUGGCCCGCACCGGCCGGCCGUUCCCGGAGGCCAACGUGCGCCUCAUAAUGAGGCAGCUGCUGUCCGGCGCGGAGGAGCUGCACAAGAACCUCAUCAUCCACCGCGACAUCAAGCUCAAGAACAUCCUCGUGGCCGUCGACGGCGCCGUGAAGAUCGGCGACUACGGCUCGGCACUGUCAAUCGCGGGGCAGAACGCCGACGACGAUUACUGGGCCGCCGGAACGAGGAAGUACUGCGCGCCGGAGAUGCUGCUGGAGAAACCGGGCUACGACACGCUCGUCGACACGUGGUCCCUCGGCUGCGUGAUGGCGGAGCUCCUCACCGGGGAGGCGCUGUUCAAAGGGCGCUGCGACUCCGACCAGCUGCAGAUGAUCUACGACGUGUUUGGCGUGCCGGGGAAGAGGGAGUGGAAGCCAUACGAGUCGUCGUUCGUGGCUGACAAGGUGCCGGUGUGGCGGCGAGAGCAGGCGCAGCAGCGCCGGCGAGGACAGUGGAACGGCAACCGGCUGCGCGAGCUGUUCCCGGAGGAGCUUCUGUCCAAGGAAGGGUUCCAGGUUCUCAAGGGGCUUCUGGCGUGCAAUCCCAGCAAGCGGUUGGCGGCCGCCGCCGCGCUCAAACUUCCGUGGUUCGCUCACAAUGACGAUGCUCCGGUGGGAUUAUAG